AUGAACGAUGUGGUGGAUCACCAAAAGGACCGUCAGAGGGAGCGCCCGUGGCACAGGGAAGGCGCCGAUGAGGCUCCUGUUGCCCGUCAGCGAUCAGCAGGCGCCAUGACCAAGGGGAAACUGCUCACGACUCCUGCCCGUCUGCUGAAACUCGUUCUUCCUCUGACGACUGCCGAUCAUAAUUCGGACCGCAAGGAUGUGGCGCCACUGGCGUUGCUCGUGCACCCUCAGCAGCCGCUCUCCUACCUUGAAAGGCUCAUACAAGCAGAGCUGCCGGCCCUGGAUCCAAAAGAUAGCAACAAAGUCCGAUCGGUUACCUUCCGUGCAAUGGAGUCGAAAGAGGACGAGAUCAAGCCGAAGAAGAAGGCUGACUCGGAUGGCGAGCUAGGCAGCGAAGGCAGUGUACAGAGCUAUUCUGGCGACGGUCGAGAGGGCUCAGGAGAAGACGACGGAGAAUUCGUCAGAUGGUCACCAUCCACAGAUAUAGGUGACUUCAUCCGAGAUGCAGCUCGCGCGAAAGAAUUCGAGGUUGAAAUCGAGGGCCACAACGAAGUCAUCAAAGUGGCUGUCCCCUCAUUCAAUGACCGCACCUUCUACCUCCGUCAGCGCCUGAGACGGUCAGCGAAGCGGAUAUCAACAUUGGCAUCAAUCAAGGAAGAGUGCGACAAGGCAGCCCACAAGGGUGCACAGCGAAUUGCUCUUGGCGGCUGUGGUGGCCUCAUGGCGUAUUGGUACAUUGUCUACCGACUGACGUUCGAAACUGACCUUGGCUGGGACGUCAUGGAGCCUGUGACCUACCUUGUGGGCCUGUCCACUCUCAUUGGUGGCUAUCUUUGGUUUCUGUGGCACAAUCGAGAAGUCUCCUAUCGACAAGCCCUGAACAUCACGGUCUCUUCUCGCCAGAACAAGCUCUAUCAGGCGAAGGGCUUCAAUAUACAGGAAUGGGAAAACCUUCUCGAAGAUGCGAAUGCCAUGCGCAGAGAGAUUAAAGCCGUAGCACACGAGUACGACGUCGAGUGGGACGAGACCAAGGAUGAGGCCGGCGAUGAGAAAGUCACCAAAGCGCUGCGCCACGAGCGACAACAGAACAACAAAGGCAAGAAGAAAGACGGCGACGACGAUGAUGAUAAAGACGACUAA
This is a messenger RNA of Cyphellophora attinorum, 1140 nucleotides long. RefSeq names its product Calcium uniporter protein 5, mitochondrial. Gene Ontology annotation, biological process: mitochondrial calcium ion homeostasis; calcium import into the mitochondrion. The record is from RefSeq and is a predicted model, not a curated record. The transcript is spliced from 2 exons. Gene Ontology annotation, molecular function: uniporter activity; calcium channel activity. Gene Ontology annotation, cellular component: uniplex complex; mitochondrial inner membrane. Lineage: Eukaryota; Fungi; Ascomycota; Eurotiomycetes; Chaetothyriales; Cyphellophoraceae. The coding region runs from base 1 to 1140 and encodes 379 amino acids.